AUGGCGCAAACGGAGUCGACGGUCCAUGUGCGCCCAUACAACCCAGAUAUGGACUACGACGUUGUUGUUAGAGUCUUCCGCGAAACCAUAGGCGAUAACCUGCACUUCGAGCCGGCCCACACGCUCUCCACAUACGCCUGGUGCAGACCCUACCUGCUCCUAUCGCCUUCUACGUGUUUCGUACUCUCCAGCUCUUCCUCAGACGGGACAUCGUGCUCUCCCGGUGAACCCGUAGGCUUUAUUCUCGGGACGCCUAGUACCAUGACUUUCGCUCAGCGCUGGCGCAUUUCUUUUCUAGCGAGUGUGGAUAGGAUGGUGUGUCCUGAGCCUGCGAUUCCCGACGGCGAUGAGCGAGGAUGGGAUUUGAAUUGGGAUGACGAUCCGGUAGGGACAUUGCAAAGGGUGAUAUGGGGACCGGAGAGAUACCCCGCCCAUCUGCACAUCGAUAUUCUGCCCGCGUAUCAGCGAAAGGGCUGCGGAGGGCAGCUUAUGACUGUUUUCCUGCAGAAAGUUAAAGAAGAAGGUGCCUCUGGCUGCCACAUCAUUAUGCCCGCCUCAAACAUCGACGCAAGAAGAUUCUACGGUAGGCACGGCUUCCGCAUGUAUGAGAAGAGCAUGAACGACGGCGGAUCGGGUGAGCCAGGGAUACUGAAGGAUGGGUCGGUAUGUCUAGUGCGGGAGCUUUGA
This is a messenger RNA of Trematosphaeria pertusa, 687 nucleotides long. RefSeq lists its product as uncharacterized. NCBI's taxonomy places the organism in Eukaryota, Fungi, Ascomycota, Dothideomycetes, Pleosporales, Trematosphaeriaceae. The coding region runs from base 1 to 687 and encodes 228 amino acids. The record is from RefSeq and is a predicted model, not a curated record. Gene Ontology annotation, molecular function: acyltransferase activity, transferring groups other than amino-acyl groups. The transcript is spliced from 4 exons.